This is a messenger RNA of Micromonas commoda, 5154 nucleotides long. RefSeq lists its product as hypothetical. The transcript has 2 exons. NCBI's taxonomy places the organism in Eukaryota, Viridiplantae, Chlorophyta, Mamiellophyceae, Mamiellales, Mamiellaceae. The coding region runs from base 1 to 5121 and encodes 1706 amino acids. Gene Ontology annotation, molecular function: protein binding. The record is from RefSeq and is a predicted model, not a curated record.
AUGGCCAAUCCCAGAAAUCUCCGUUGGUGGAUCCGUAUGAUCCGCAGUCUCCGUUUGGGACUUCUGAAUCUUCCGCGAAAGGUCAAAAUCCUUGAAUUGCGAACCCGGAGGCAAAUCACAGAAGCAUCCGCGAUGGUCCAAGAAGGGCUCCGUUUGGCUCUGUUUGGCUCCGUGAGCUGCAACCUGCUCGAGUCGCUGCCCGACGGGAUCGGCCAGCUGAUGUUUCUGGAACACCUCGACGUCAGCGGCAACGCGCUCGUCCGCCUCCCGAGCCUCUCCGGUCUCAAGGCGAUAACCCGGCUGGACUGCGCGGGGAACAGGCUCAAGUCUCUGCCGGUGACCCUGAGCGGGUGCGCGACCCUGCGGGAGCUGUGCUGCAACAACAACCCCAGCCUCGAGUGGCUCCCCACCGACCUCGGGCUCUUCCAGCCCGAGCUGAGAGGCGUGUGGUGCAACGGCUGCGCGCUGCUGGAGCUCCCAAACUCGCUCGAGGCGGCGACGGGGCUCGUCCACCUCGACGUCGGGCGCAACCGACUUCGCCGGCUUCCCGACUCCCUCGGCGGCGGCCAGCAGCCGAAUCUUCAGACGUUGCGAUGCGGGGAAAAUGCCAUCACGGCGUUGCCCGCGGGUCUCGGCGGCGCGGUGUCGCUGCGGGCGCUCGACGCGUCGCACAACGCGCUGGAAGAGGUUGACGUGCUCGCCGCGUGCGCGACGCUAGUGGAGAUUCGGUUGGGAGACAACGCCAUCGCGUCGCUGCCGCGGAACCUCGCGGGAGGGCCGCGACGCCUCAAGGCUCAGCUCAAGGCUCUCGCGCACGCUUCGUCGUCGGUUAGUCGUGGUUCUACAGGUGUGCUCAAGCCGCGUGUCUUUACCGGGUGGGGCGACGGCGAGUGGGACGGGCUGCGGGUCUUCGACGCGAGCGGCAACUCGCUGCGAAAGAUCCCAACCGACCUCGCGGCGACGCUGCUGGCGGGCGGGCGAACGCCGUGGAGGGUGCUGUUACACAACAACCCGAUGCAAGCCUCGAUACGAGCCGCGCUGGGCCAACCGGACGCCGAGGACGUGGCAACGCUGCUGAGGUACCUGGACGCGCUGAACGACGAGCUGGAGCUGAUGGAUCGCGACGAGUCGGAGCUCGGCGACCGCGCUCGCAGGGUGCGCGAGGGCAAACUCAGCGCGGAGUGCCCCGCGAGGAUCGAGAAGCCCGAAAUCGGCGUGAUGGAUCGAAGCGAUCGGUUCGCGAGGCGCGUACACAGGCGGUUCUCGGUGUCGGAGGACGCGCCGAGGGUGUUACAACGGGUGCGAACGGCGAACCCCGGGGCGUUGGAACGCGUGAAGCCGAUUGACGAGCAGUACCUCCUUCGGUGCGAGGCGAGGAAAGCCGCGGCGGCGGCUCGGGCGCGAACACGUUGGGGCGCGGCGAUCUUCUCCAAGAUGAAGGGAACGAACGACGUCAAAGAGGCUGCCGCGAAGCUCCAGCGCCGGGACCAGCUCCUCGACGCGAUCAAGCGCGCCACCGAGGAGAAGGCGAGGAGGGACGAGGAGGAGUUCCGAUGGAUCCACGACGUCGAGCUCCUCCGAUUCAUACCGUUCCGUCUUCGAUGCCAGCUGGCGCGUUCGUGCCGCGCAGUUCGGUGCACCCGCGGCGAGCGCGUGUACGCCGAGGGCGACGACGGCGACACCGCGUUCAUCGUGGUCGAGGGCCGGUGUCAGACGCGUGUCAACGUUCCCAAAGACGCCGACGAGAUCAACUCCGACGACGAGUCCGAGGCGGACCUCAUCAAGACGGAACCCAACGGCGACGUCGUCUCCGGCGCGCUCGCCCUCGCGGACGUCGUCGAGGACUUCGCCAAACGGAACGGUCGGGACCCGAGCGAGGCGGAGAAGGAGGGGCUCUCGCGGGGGAGGAGGCACGGGGAGAAGGCGUGCGUGGGGUUAGAGACGUUACUCACCGGCGCGCCCCGGCCGCACACACUCAUCGCCAAGUCCCAGCGCACCGUGCUCAUGGAGAUUUCGCGGCGGGAACUGGCCAAGUGCCUCGCGGAAGACGACGCGUCGCGCGCCAAGGAACACGCGCUCAAAGUGACGCGUGCGUACAACGAAGCGAAACGCGCCUUUGUCGAGACGUACGGCCAAUCACAGGGCGCCAGCUGGGGCGAGGACGCCGUCGCUGAGGAGGGCGCCGACGCCUACCGCGAGUCCCUGCUGGAGACGCCGCCGGCGCCUAGCGUGCGAGAGGCGCUUUUCCGCGCGGAGGCGUCGAGGCAGAUGUCGGCGACGCCGGGGUUUGACGCGAUUGAUUCGGAAGAGGAGCGCGACGCGAUGGUCGAAGAUUAUUUCCGUCGCGUGAAGGUCACCGCGCAUCACCUCGGUCUCGGUUUACCCGACGACCUGUACUCGGAAUCCGACGAGGAGGUCCUGCCGUGGACGAGGACGUGGCGCGCCAACCGAAGCGUCGAGCCGCCCGAGCUGCUCGGGUCCGAUCCCGACGGCUCGUCUUCGCUCGACUCGAAUCGGAUAGCGGAGUGGGAAUCUCUCCGGGCCACGCCCCUGCUCGGCGGCGGCGCCGGCCUGUUCCUCUGCUCCGAGCCCACGCUGACGAAGGCGGAGUUGCGUCACGUGGUCAGCGCGGGAUGCCGCAGGGUCGCGGCGAGGCAGGAUGAGCGCCCGUUGUGUCUGGAGAACGAUCCGGGCGAGAGAGGAUGCGCGUACGUCGUCUCCGGUAACAGCCGAGGCGAUAUCGUUCGAGCGCGACGACCGACCAAGUUCGAUCCCAACCCGGUGCCCGAGCGCGUCGGCGUCGUCAAGCCCGGGGACGUCGUGUGCGCGCUGUCUCUGCUCACGGGCGCCAAGGCGACGCAGACGGUGAUUGCGUCCACCGCCGCGAGGGCCCCGCCGAAGAUGAAGGCGCUGGAGAUCAACAAGAAGUGCCUUCGAGCCGUGGUGAUGCGUCGACCGACCGUGCUCGACGCCAUGGCUCGCGUCGUCGCCGCCGACGUCGCCCAAUCGUCGUUCGCGGACGACGCGCGGGGCGUGCCCCUGGAGAAGCGGGCCGCGAACGAGCUUCGAAUAGCGCACAGAAUCGCCAACGCCGGUUGGCGUCAUUACGCCGUGGGCUGGCGCACCUGGGUCCGCGUGGGUUCCACGGUGCGCGCCGAGUGCAGGCGGAGGAUCAUACGCGAGAAACUCUUCGGCGGCGGCGCCGGCGCGUUCUUCGCGGCGGCGGCGGGCGCGUCGCUCGACGCCGCGAACGACGACGAGAUGAUCGACGAGGCGAACAACCGCCCGCCGCAGGCAGAGACGGCUCAGAGGCGCAGCAGCAAGCGAAGGGGCGAACUGGUCGACCUGGACAACUCGCAGGCGCUCGGGAUGGCGAAGCCCUUACGCGCGCUCAUCGCGUCGGAGCGCGCGGCGAUCGCGGCGCGGUCCACGCGCCGCGUGCUCGCGCGCGCGGGCGAGGUGUUCGUGCAGCAGGGGUUUCCGGGAAAUUCCGCGUUUUUGGUGCUCGGCGGGUCGCUGGAGGCGCUGGUGAAGAAACCGGGCGCCCAGGACGACGUCGAGGGAGGAACCCUGUGCCGCGCGGGUAAGCUGCGGCCCGGCGCGUGCUUCGGCGAGACGUGCCUGCUGCUGGGCGCGAGGCGCGCGGCGACGGUGCGCGCGACGCGGGAUUCGUGGCUGUUGGAGGUUGGCCGACGGGGGUUGGAGUGGGCGCUUCGAGAGAGGCCCGCGCUCGCGGAUGACCUCGCGCGCGUCGCCGCUAAGGGCAUCGCCCGCGAGCGGGUGAUCGGCGACGAAGCCGCGGCGGCGGCGGCGGACGACGAAGACGACGACCUCGGAUUGAUCGACGACGACGCGAGAAUGUCAUCCGAGGAGCACCGCGAACUCGUCGAACGCGUGACGAAGUGGGUGUUUCACGGGGAAAAACCUCGGGGGGAGGAGGGCGACGCGGACGACGCGAAGGCGCCCGCGGUUGACGACGACGGGACCCCCCACGGGUUGCGACCCACGCGCUCGAGGCUCGCUUUCGGCGAGGCGACCAAAAAAGUCAUGGGCGUGCUCCAAAACGUGGAUUGCUUCGCCGCGCUGGACCGGACGCAGAUGCUCGUGAUGUUAAGGGAGGGUGCGGACCUAGAGACGCAUCCCCCGGGGAGCCGCGUGUGCGAGCAGGGCGACGACCGCAGGGACACGAUGUUCGUGGUCAUGGAGGGCGAGCUGGAGGUGAAGGAGGAGACGCUGACAGAUCCGAGAUCGUCCGCCGCGUCCGGAAAGGUGGACAAGAAGGUUCUUCGGACGUUGCGACGCGGCGACGUCUUCGGAGAAUCGUGUCUGUUUACCGGCGCACCGCGCGGGUGCACCGUCACCGCCACGUACAGGGGAGCCACGCUGAUCGAGCUGAGCCCCGCCGCGAUCGCGCCGAUACUGAGGAACGUGGACUCGUUCGUGCCCACCGUCGCGCAAGUACUCGCGAGUCGCCUCGACGCCGGGGACCAGGCGCCGAACCAGGGGCCAAACCAGGCAACGUACCCGGACCAACACCCGGACGCGUUGAUCGAUCGCGCGGCGAGACUAGACGCGUCCAUACGGCUCCGACACGACCUGGCCUUCCCCGGCGAGGAUGCGCCGAGGUCUUUCGACGUCUCAGAAUUCCGUCUUUCAGAAAAGGGAACGGAAAGGUCGGUCAUCGACGAGUCGUUGUCCGGCUUGCUUCGAGCGAGGCAUCCGUUUUUCAGAAGGUUCACUUCCGAGGAGCUGGCCGCCGUGGCCGCGCGCGGCGUCGCGCGCGAGAUUGGCACCGGUAAGCACCUGUGCAGGCAGGGAGACGCUGGGAAGACGAUGUUCAUCGUGGUCUCCGGGGUGGCGAUGGUGUUUCUCGAGGAGCGAGUCGGCGAAAGGGCGGUGAAACGGAAAGUCGGCGAGGUUGUCGCCGGACAGUGCUUCGGCGAGGAGUGCGCGCUGCGCGCCGGUGGGGCGGCCGUUGACCGCGUCAGCACGAUAAUCGCGUCGCCGCCCGGCGUGAGGGUCGUCGAGCUCGGGGCGGGCGCGUUCGAGGCGGCGUUCGCGCGUCGGCCCGCGCUCGUGGACCUCGCGGGUGAGUACCUGGCGAGUUUGGAGUUAGUCUAAAUAGCAGUUAGUCCAAAGUGGAACAUAAUAAAU